UAGACCUGUUACAGAAGCACCUACUUUUAAAAAACAAAUAAUAACUUGCGGUCAUUACCACGCGUUUAUUUUUACAGCUAAUGUAUAGCUCAAGUAAAUGAGACAACGCAUAUUAUGUUCAACAACUGAGAGACAAUUAUUCUAGAACGAUCCAAAGCCGCUCUGGAAAAAUCAUUGAUAUCGAUUGUAUCAUCAGUGACCAUAGAAACGAGACGAUUGAGAAAUGAUGCAAAUUUUACUUCAAUCACAACAACCUCUCUUCAAAUCAGCAAAUAUGCACAGAUAACUGGAGAGACUGGUAGAGAAUGGAGUGCCAUAGCACACCGCUAAAGCAGAAUGAACCAGUGGCUAAGAAGGCUGGUGGACAACAGGGAGAUAGAUUCGUUAAGGACAAGAGGAGAGUACACACUGCCCAGGGGGAUAUGGCCAAAGCAAGGAGCAGGAGUUGCCCUGUGGCAGGCCUCAGUGUAGAGAAUGGUUAUGGGGACACCAGCAACCAGCCAAUGUGUUUAAGGGGAAGAAGACCUGGAAGCCAAGGGGUCUGUUGGAGCCCUGACCGAGUCACCAUCCUGACAGGGACUGUCAGUGAGCUGAGCGGCAUGACGACACAGACCCCAGAGGAACAGGCCACUGUGGUGAUCAAGCUGUCUGGUGGAGGGAGGACAGCGAUACGGCCCAAGAGAGCUAACAACCUGGGCAACGGUGAAGGGGUAUGUGGGGCUCCACUGAAGAGAGAGGAAUGGAACCCCUACACCUCCAACCUCACCCUCCCCCAGGCCUGUGUUACUAGAGAGAACAACAAAGAGGAUGCCCAUCAGCCGAGCCCUGUAGCGGGGCUGGACAGGGCCAUGGGUGGGCCCCCAGUCUCCAAGAGGGCCUUGGCUCCUCUGGGUCAUGGUGGUAUGAGAAAGAAGGGCAAAUGGCGGCUCGACACAUUGCGCUGGUACAGCGACCUGCCCGUGCAUGCCGACAGAGGCCCCAUGCCAUUCCGCCGGAAGAAGAGUUUGAGCAUCAUGGGGAGCAUAUCAUGGGCUGACGACCAUUACUGGGCAUCCUGGGACGGCUGGGACGAGGUCAUCAUCUGGGGCGACGAGGGGCGAAAUGAGCAGAGGAAGAAGAGACAAAUGGCUGAGGAGGAGAGGAGGAAGGAGGGGAGGCAGAAGAGUAAAGGAGGAAAGAAGGAGGGGACGGGAAGGGAGGGAGUUAAGAGUGGACAGAAGAUGGGUGGAAAGAAGGUCCAGCAGAAAAGGUAGAUUCAGAGACAAACAGGAAGUCUGGGACGUGGAGAAGCAGCGACAACACUGCAUAUACCAUAGACUCAAUUACCGCUCCCGUUACUGCCCAUACGGAGAACAAAUUGCCAAAUAAUUUUUAAAAAGUAUGCAUUUUGAAAUGCAUUUUAAUAAGUGACAUACAUUCGUAAAAUGUAUUUGAAAUACAUACAUUUCUACUAUUUCACAUGUACUUUAAAUUCUUCACAUUUCACAAUAUUUUUUCCAUAUGGGUGCACAGGUUUACCUGAAAAAUAUCACUUGUCAUAUCUGAGGAUUUAAAUAGUGAGGAA
Messenger RNA from Esox lucius (northern pike), 1564 nucleotides. RefSeq lists its product as uncharacterized. Bases 306 to 1253 code for a protein of 315 amino acids. The record is from RefSeq and is a predicted model, not a curated record. Lineage: Eukaryota; Metazoa; Chordata; Actinopteri; Esociformes; Esocidae. The transcript has 2 exons.